Molecule: messenger RNA, 1728 nt
Organism: Colletotrichum truncatum
Lineage: Eukaryota; Fungi; Ascomycota; Sordariomycetes; Glomerellales; Glomerellaceae
Source: RefSeq, a predicted model, not a curated record
AUGGCCCAGCGGAUCCAGAUUGCCCUUCAUCCUGCUGUCUCGGCUGCAGGCUGCUUCUUCCUUCGGACCCGUCCUCGGCUGAACUUGCCCCUCCCGUUGCUACCCUCUUAUCCCCAGCCAUGGAGGGGUGAUACUGGGUCCCUGUUGAAAGCAUUUGGUAAAGUUUGUUGGGCAAGUUUAGCCAGUCUCAGUAAUGCCCCUCGCGCAAACCGACCCCGUUCCGAUCCAGGCCCGCUCGGCUUCCGGCGGACCCUAUCUUCGUGUUUGCUACUCUCUAGUACACACAUGUUCCCGUCUACAACUGCCUCCUCGCCGCUCUCUUCUGUUGCAUCUACCUGCCUCCCCAACCAUACUUUGUCGUUUGAGACUUUCAUUAGUUGUUCCCGCCGUUCUUUCUCUUCCAUCUCUUCUCCUGCCUUAGACGUAGAAUCGACUAUCCAGUCCGGCCUCAAUAAUACAGAAGACAACAUGGGCUCUCUUCCGACCAUCGCCCCCUUCAAGGUGUUCGUCGCCGGCACUUCGUAUGCUGGCAUGUCCACGGCCCUUAACCUCCUGGACCUCAGCAAGGGCGAGUCGCCGCGUCUCGCUCACACCCCCUACGAGCACCACCCCGACUUCACCAAGAUCCCUCUCGAGAUCACCAUUGCCGACGAGCGUGAUGGCUUCUUCCACUUGAUCGGCUCCCCGCUCGCCUUCGCCGACCCCAAGUACGCCGCCAAGUCCUGGGUCAAGUUCCAAGAUAUUCCCGCCCUGCAACGGCCCAACGUUCGCUUCGUCCAAGGUAGCGUCAGCAAGGUUGACCCGGCCACCAAGACGGCAACCGUCCUCGACCACGUCACGAAGCAGCCCCAGGACUACUCCUACGACUUCUUCGUUGGCGCCUCCGGCCUUCGCAGACAGUUCCCCGUUGUGCCACAAUCCCUCACCAGGAAGCAGUUCCUUCUGGAGGCCGAAGAGCAAAUCCACGCCGUCCGUAAUGCCCCCGACGGCGUUGUCGUCGUCGGAGGUGGUGCCGUCGGUAUCGAGAUGGCCGCUGAGCUGAAGCUCGUCGAGCCCGACAGCAAGGUCACCCUCGUCCACUCCCGUGACAAGCUCCUCUCAUCCGAGGGUCUCUCCGAUGAGUGCAAAGACAAGGCCCUCGAGCUGACCAUAGAGGCCGGCGUUGAGGUGCUCCUCAACCACCGUGUCAAGGAGACGCGCAAGCUCGACACGCCGGCCGCUGGCGGCCGCGCGCGGUACGAGGUCGAGUUCACCAACGGCCACAAGCUCAUUACCAGCGAGGUCGUCAUGGCCAUCUCCCGCAGUGUGCCGUCGACUGACUACUUCCCCGCUGCCGCCAAGGACGAGGAGGGCUACAUCCACGUCAACCCCAGCCUUGUGCUGUCCUCUGACAUCCCCAACGCCUCCGACCACAUCGCCGUCGGCGACAUCGCCAAGUGGUCCGGCAUCAAGCGUUGCGGCACCGCCAUGCACCACGGCCACAUGGCUGCCAUCAACGUUCACCAGCUCAUGCUGGUCAAGCUGACGAACCAGACCCACCAGCCCAAGUUCUCUGAGCUCGGUCACGUCGACCCCAUGAUUGGCCUUGCCGUCGGCAAGAAGGCCGUUGCCAGCAGCCCGACUACGGGUACCCAGUGGGGCGAGGACGUUAUGCAAUCAUACUUCCGCGACGACCUCGGCUUCGAUAUCUGCUGGGGUCACAUGGGACUCGGAAAGGUCGACAACUGA